Crotalus tigris (Tiger rattlesnake) is the source of this 2986-nucleotide messenger RNA. Its product is annotated as interferon-inducible GTPase 5-like. The record is from RefSeq and is a predicted model, not a curated record. The transcript has 3 exons. Gene Ontology annotation, molecular function: GTPase activity; GTP binding. Lineage: Eukaryota; Metazoa; Chordata; Lepidosauria; Squamata; Viperidae. Gene Ontology annotation, cellular component: membrane. The coding region runs from base 489 to 1727 and encodes 412 amino acids.
CCCAAUGCCUGAUUGAGAAACGAAGCGGCGGUUCCAAAGGGAUCUCCUAAAAAAACGCAAGGAUUCGCGCUCCAAUUCUUGUCAGAUUCUACUGGGGGGGGAACCCAGAUAAGAAGGGGGGGAAACCACACACGCUAUCGGUUUUAAACCACAUUAUUUUUGUCCAUUUAAUAUAAUGCAUUGUGUAGAAACGCUUAGAUUUCAUUGCAUUUUGAGGGGAGGAGGGACCCCUAGAAACCCAGACAGGGAUCGAAAAACUCAGAUCUGAAUUUUAAAAACCCAGCAUUGGUAACUUGGCGAAUAAGCAGGGGAGCGCUUCGGGCUCCCGCGAACGUGUUCCUUCCAGGAGGGGGCAGCAGCGCCACCGCAUAAAACUUCUGGGCGAAUUCAGCCGAGCGUGCAGAGGCGAGAAGCAGGAAAGGCGGCUCCGAAGUUGUGGUGACGAGAAAGCGCUUCGGCUUGCGAACUCUCCGGCGCCAGACUUUGUUAUGGCAAGGCAGGAUCAAUUCAUACCACCAAAUGAGGAUGAUGAUUUUAUCAAAGACUAUCAUGUCAUCACCAGUGAAGAGAUUGAAGAGAUUAAGGAUGCUCUUGAAGAAGGGAGAAUGGACAGAGCCGUUUCCAAGGUGAUGGAAAAUCUCCAGGCCCUGGAGAACACCCGCUUGAACAUAGCAGUAACUGGAGAAUCUGGUUCAGGGAAGUCCUCCUUUGUCAAUGCCAUCCGAGGGUUAGGAGACGAGGAAGCUGGUUCUGCCCCCACUGGGGUAGUGGAGACCACCGAGAAGCCCACACCUUACCCACACCCCAAGUACCGCAAUGUCACUCUGUGGGAUCUGCCUGGAAUUGGAAUGCCAACGUUCUGCGCCAGCUCUUACCUGGAGCAGGUUCACUUCUCCCGCUACGACUUCUUCAUCCUCAUUGCCUCAGAACGCUUCAAGGUCAACCAUGUCCAGCUGGCACAGGAAAUCCAUCGCCAGGGGAAGCAUUUCUAUUUUGUGCGCUCCAAAGUGGAUGCAGAUUUGGAGGCCAGCAGAAAACGCCGGCCACAAACUUACAAUGAGGAGGCUAUACUGGGACAGAUACGAGAAAAUUGCCGGGCACAUUUAUCGGGCAUGGAAAUGCCCAAUUCCAAAGUGUUCCUUCUCGCCAACUGGGAGUUAAAUAAAUACGACUUCGGGAAGCUGGAGGAAACCUUGGAGGAGGAACUGCCAAGCCAUAAGAGACAGGCUUUUCUCCUGGCCUUGCCAAACAUCUCUUUAAACAUCCUGCAGAAAAGGAAGAUGGCUUUAGAGAAAGAGAUCUGGAAGGUGGCUUUUAUCUCCGGUGGAGUGGGUGCUGUGCCUAUUCCAGGCCUCGGGAUAGCCUGUGAUGUAACCAUCCUGAUGAAAUGCCUCUCAGAAUACCUCAGCAGUUUUGGCCUGGAUGAGGAAUCUCUUACCAGGUUGGCUAAGAAGGUCAACAAGCCUGUGGAGGAGAUCAAAGAGGUAAUAAGGUCGCCAUUAGCUAAAGAGAUCUCCAAAGACGUAGUUCUAAAGCUGCUCACCAAAGCUGGCAGUGGGGCACUAAAGUAUAUGGAGUUCUUCAUCAGGGCAAUACCCAUACUUGGUUGCGUGGCAGCUGGAGGGAUCUCCUUUGCUACAACCUACUACGUGCUCAAGAGCUGCCUGGACGAGGUGGCCAACGAUGCUCACGAUGUUUUCAUCAAGGCUUUUGAGUCUGAGGUCUGAAGGAAUUCAGACAUUGAGGAGCUGAUUGGGAAUGAGCGCUCAAUAAUUGUGUUAAUUGUACUGAAUCAAAUAUUUCGUAUUUUCACCAGCCCGUAACUAAAUUCACCAACUAGAAGAGGGGAAAAGAGACAUGCACAAAACUUCGCCUUUUGCAAUAAUUUAAUUUUUUAUGAUAGCCGAGGGGUGGGUUACUUUAUUUCCAUUUAUCGCAAGAUAUAAAGAGUGAGCAUGACGGAUUCCAGGAUAUAAUUAUGCCAUCAUUGCAAAACUAGGCUUGUUCUUUGAGGGAAAAGACAAAUAAGGAUGAAGUUGGUUUGAACUUGGAAAGAACAAAUUGUCCUGUAUUUAGGAUUUCCUAUAUUUGACACAUUCUUUAACUGACCAAACCAUCAAAGCUGACACGAGUCAGAGUGUAGACCAGGGAUAGGCAACCUUGGCUUUUAUGACUCGUGGACUUCAACUCCCAGAAUUCCUGAGCCAGCCAUGCUGAGGGGAAACAGAGAGGUUUCCAUGCUGAGCCAUGCUGGCUCAGGAAUUCUGGGAGUUGAAGUCCACGAGUCAUAAAAGAGCCAAGGUUGCCUACCCCUGGCAUAGACAAACUCAAAAUAGUGCUAGAUCAGAUGUGGAGAGACCUGGCCCAUAGAAUCGCCAAGGGUUGGAUACAAUUGAAUGAAUGGGUAACAUCUUCAUUUUUAUCCACCAAAGGCCUUCUUGCAAUGAUCUGUUUUUUAAAUUGUAAAAUUAGACUUUCUUAUUGUCCCAGUUGGUUUUAAUUGAAGCUGAAUAAUUUAUCAAAUUGCAGAUUGGUACCAAUAAUAUUUUAGAUUUCCUAAAAUCCGGAUGGCCCCCAGGUUGAAAGAAUUGUUUCAAGAUCAUCAUGAAUUUUAAUGCUUCUCUCAGAUGUUCAACUAUAAAGCCACAGUCAAGAAACAGGCCAUAGAUGACUGCCCAGUAGAGCAGCCAUGAAGCUGCUGGAAGUUAUUUGUGUCUAUACCUACAAAGAUCAGAAUUGUGCAAGCUGCAGCAUUCCUUGUGACAGUGAGAUCAUUGAACAAAUCAAUCCAGAGUUCUUACUCAAGGCUAAAUUGACCAGGCUCAAAUUAUCCUACUUUGGAAAUACAUUAGGCAAAUUAUUCUUCUUAUUUAUUUAUUUAUUAAUAAAAUUUAUAUGCCGCCCAAUCCCUAGGGCACAGGUCGGCAACCUGCGACUCCGGAGCCGCAUGCAACUCUUUGAGCCUUCCCCUGCGGCUCCCAGCCUC